Messenger RNA from Topomyia yanbarensis, 4466 nucleotides. Its product is annotated as ATP-binding cassette sub-family C member 4-like. Gene Ontology annotation, biological process: transmembrane transport. NCBI's taxonomy places the organism in Eukaryota, Metazoa, Arthropoda, Insecta, Diptera, Culicidae. The record is from RefSeq and is a predicted model, not a curated record. Gene Ontology annotation, molecular function: ATP hydrolysis activity; ABC-type transporter activity; ATP binding. The transcript has 6 exons. Bases 226 to 4254 code for a protein of 1342 amino acids. Gene Ontology annotation, cellular component: membrane.
CAGUGGGGUGGCGUCGCUCUUGCCGCGAGCACGACACAGUCAGUCAGUCAUAGUGAAGUUAUCGUUCGCCGAGGCAAGACCGAGUGAAUUUUUGCGCGUGCUCGUCAGUCCGGUUUCCUCCGGUUCGACCCAUAUUCUGAUGGGUUUAGGGAUAGACAGCUGUUUCUCUUUUCUGCUAGACUGCGUAUCAAUCACCCGUACCAAUAGCCGCCAUUUCACCACACAAUGAACCGGGACAAAGAAUACAACAAGAACAAACCGGAAAACCCGAUUCGUAAUGCGUCCUUCCUGUCGCGACAGACCUUCUGGUGGUUGAAGGAAAUUUUCCGGGCCGGUUUGCGGAACGAGAUCACGGAAGAUCUACUGUAUGCUACACUGCCCGAGCAUAAAAGUGGCCGCCUGACGAUCAAAUUCGAGCGACUGUGGGCCGAGGAGCUUCAGCGGCAGCAACCUAGCCUGUUGCGGACGUUUUUCCGAGCGUACGGGAAGGCUACGCUGUUCUGGGGACUGCUGUUCUCUGUGCUUGAAACGGCCAAUCGGGUGGCUCAAGUGUUGUUCCUCGGGGCGUUGGUAUCGUACUUUUCGCCCGGUCAAACGGACAUCAGUGAACGCCAUGCCUACUACUACGCUGCGGGAGUGAUUUUCUGCUCGCUUGUUCCUGUAAUUACAUUCCAUCCAUUUAUUCUGUACAUUUUCGAGAUCGGUAUGAAGCUUCGCAUCGGUGCCUCCUGCCUGAUCUACAGCAAGUCAAUGAAGCUAACGAAAUCGGCAGCCAAUACCGACGGGCUAAGUGGAAAAAUCAUCAAUCUCCUAUCCAAUGAUGUGGGCCGAUUCGAUAUUGCUCUCUGCUUCGUUCACGAUCUUUGGAAAGGACCCGCCGAAUGUUUUCUGCUGGGAUACUUCAUCUAUCUGGAGGUGGGAUAUUCCGGCUUGCUCGGGAUGGCAUUCCUGCUCAGUUUUAUUCCACUGCAAGCCUGGAUCGGUAAAAAGGCCGCCACCUACAGGAUGAAGGCAGCCAAACGAACGGACAGCCGGGUGCGCUUCAUGAAUGAAAUCAUCCAGGGUAUUCAGGUGAUUAAGAUGUACACCUGGGAAAGCUCAUUCGCUAAGAUGGUGAAGCAGAUUCGGCGCAAAGAAAUCAACGCCAUCCGGGGUGGAGCCUACGUACGAGCUACGCUGACCUCGUUCUUUGUGAUAUCACGAGUUUCGAUCUUCCUUAGCUUGCUAUCUUACACGUACACGGGAAAUCUAAUCACUGCUCGGAAGGUGUUCAUCGUGUCCAGGUUCUACACUAUCUUGAAUGAUUCGAUGGUGCAUUUUUGGCCGAUGGCAAUUACUUUCUGUGCGGAAGGAUACAUUUCGGUGAAACGAACGCAGGAUUUCCUGCUGACGAUGGAGGGAAAGGCGAAAACCAAAGCGACAGAAAUUGCCCAGAAAAUUACGGCUAAUAGUAGUGUUUUGAUUGAGAAUGAAGAGAAGAAGUCUGCGGCGAAUAAUGGAAUGGUUGAGCACAGUGAGGAAGCAGAACGGUUACUCAUAGCGAGGAGGGUUGUGAAUUUCAAUAGCGAGAAGAAAGGGAUUGUAAUGGAAGACGUUACGGCUAGAUGGUUUAUGAGUGAAGAAGAGUCAAACGUUGGCGUGACUUCGGUGACUACUACGAUCGAAGCAGGCCGGCUAUGCGUAGUGAUUGGACCGGUUGGUUCAGGAAAGACCACUCUUCUACAAGUUAUGUUAGGAGAGUUGGAGGUAGAUGAGGGAUUGGUACAGAUAAAUGGAACGAUAAGUUAUGCAGCACAGGAACCGUGGCUGUUUGGAGAUAGCAUACGGAACAAUAUUCUGUUUGUUGAAGAGUACGACGAACAAAGGUACUUAACAGUGAUCAAGAUAUGUGCAUUGGAGCGAGACUUUGAGAUGUUACCGCAUGGAGAUCAAACGAUCGUCGGAGAACGUGGCAUUAGUCUCAGUGGAGGACAGAAGGCAAGAGUCAGUCUGGCACGGGCUGUCUACAAAAAGAGCGACAUCUACCUCCUGGACGAUCCACUAUCGGCUGUUGACACUCAUGUUGGCAAACACAUAUUCGAAAUGUGCAUCCGCGAUUUUCUAGCCGAUAAAGUUUGCGUGUUGGUGACGCAUCAGUUGCAGUAUUUAAAGGACGUACAACACGUUUUGUUAAUGGAAGCAGGAUCGGUAGAGACACAGGGAACGUUCCGAGAGUUGAAAAGGACACGGCUCGAUUCAAUCACGUCGCUGAGUUCGGAGGACUCUUCGACGGAGAAUAAAUUUGAGGAAGACUUCAAAAAAGUGACAGCUCACAGCGAAAGCAUGGUUCUGGAUGAUGAAAAGCAAGAGGAAGAGAAAGAAUCUCAAGGACAGGGUACAGUGAAGCUGUCAGUGUACAAAACCUACAUCACAGCGAUCGACAGCUACUUGUGGAUAUUUUUCAUUGCAUUGUUUAUAAUCCUAGCACAAUUCGCUACGAGUGGUGUUGACUACUUCGUAGCUGAGUGGGUUAACUGGGAAGAAUCGUUGGGUGCCAGCACAGUCUCGUUUAAGAAUAAUCAAUCCAUUGGGGAUCUACUAGAUACCAACGAAGCACUAGACACGGAAGCGACGGGAAAUCACAACGAUGAAAGAUGGGAGUACAUUCACACUUACGCCAUUCUACUUGGUCUGUUUGUUUAUCUGAUUGUCCAGCGCACCUUCUCAUUCUAUCACGCGUGCUUACGAAUCUCAAUGAAAUUUCACGAUCGAAUGUUCCGUGGCUUAACCCGAGCAACAAUGCGGUUCUUUAAUACUAACCCUUCGGGGCGAAUUUUAAACCGCUUUUCCAAGGAUAUUGGAUCAAUCGACACCUCCCUACCAUUAUCUCUAUUCGAAUGUUGUGUGUUCAUACUGGACAUGAUUACCGUAGUAUCACUAGUGUCGAUCGUCAAUUACUGGUUCCUUCUACCGACGGUUAUAGCUGCCAUCGUCAUGUACUACUUCCGCCGGAUUUACCUCACCAGUUCGCGGGUUGUCAAACGCAUCGAAUCGGUCAAUCGAUCGCCACUCUUCUCCCAGACGAACGCAACACUCCAGGGCCUGUCGACGAUUCGUGCCUUUCAGGCGCAGGACACGCUGGUCCGAGAAUUCAACGAACAAAUGGAUGCUAACACGUCCGCCUGGUACAUUUUCAUUACCACAACGAGGGCGUUUGCUUUCUGGUUGGACUUUCUGUGUGUGAUCUACAUAGCGGUUAUCACCUUAACCUUCGUCGUGUGGGGACAGAACGUACUUGGAGGAAGCGUUGGUUUAGCGAUUACCCAAACUAUGGGCCUGAUAGGAAUGUGCCAGUGGGGUUUUCGACAAUCGGCCGAGCUUGAAAAUCAAAUGGUCUCAGUGGAGAGAGCGGUCGAGUAUACGAACUUAAAAUCAGAGCCGCCGCUGGAAUCAGCACAUAAGUACAGACCGCAAAGGAAUUGGCCCGAGGACGGUAUGGUGAAGUUUGUGAAUGUGGAGCUAAGCUACUCGGAAGACGGGGAAAAGGUUUUGAAGGAUUUGAACUUUUCCAUUCAGCCUAAUGAGAAGAUUGGGAUAGUCGGUCGGACAGGAGCUGGCAAGUCUUCACUCAUUCAGGCAUUGUUCCGACUAGCUCCCUAUGAAGGAGUGAUCGAGAUCGAUGGUAUUGAUACGAAGACACUUGGGUUGAAGGAUCUGAGAAGCAAGAUAUCGAUCAUUCCGCAGGAUCCGAUUUUGUUUUCCGGGACUCUACGAAGUAAUUUGGAUCCGUGCGAGGAGAAGACCGACGAAGAACUGUGGAAUGCUUUGGAUCAGGUGGAAUUGAAAGAGGCUGUUUCCUCUCUGGCUGGCGGAUUGGAAUGUAAGAUGUCCGACGGUGGCAGCAACUUCAGCAUGGGCCAACGACAGCUGGUUUGUCUAGCUAGAGCCAUACUUAGGAAGAACAAAAUUCUAGUUUUAGAUGAAGCUACCGCCAACGUUGACCCGGAGACGGAUAAACUAAUUCAAACUACGAUUCGCACACAAUUCGCCGACUGCACAGUAUUAACCAUCGCUCACCGGCUGCACACGGUCAUGGAUAGUGACAGGGUGCUGGUGAUGGAUGCCGGUCGAGUGGUAGAAUUUGGACACCCUCAUAAGUUAAUGCACGGAGCAACCGGCUAUCUGCGAAGGCUGGUAGAGCAAACCGGAGUGGCAACGGCCGCUUCGUUGAUACGGAUUGCCGACGAGAGCCAUAAAAUUAAAAUCAAAAUGUAGUGGCGAAGUAGAAGCGUACCCUGACACCACUUAAAAACAGGAACUGCCUCAAUCAACUAGAAAACUUAAGGGACUAAAGUGCUUACAAACUUUUUUUACGAAAUUUAGCUGCUAGCUUUUACAACCUAGACCACAAUUUUAUACUGUUAGAGAAGAGAUAAAUAAUUAGUACAAAAAUGGCGUCGUUUCUAAUGUCACAGCCUUUACCGCAG